UCCCUGCCAACGGCUACCUAUCUUCUUGCCUAAAGGAGCUUCAUUUCAAAGUGGACUGAGAAGUGCUUUCGCGGGAAUUCUGAACCAAACAGCCAAUGCUCCCGUUAACGUUCCUCUCACUGAACUCGACUUUCUUCCAACUACACGCUUCUCUGUUCGCCAUUCAACCGCCACAAUUUCCAAAACUUAAAAGCACCCCCAGAGCAUGGUACUGCAACUUCAGAAACCCCGAGAAUUUUCAAUGCUUUUCUUACAAAAACCCAUCUUCUGCAUCCCAUUUUCACGGUUCAAUUACUACUCCAAGUUCUAAUGAAGACCAUGUUGCCGAUUUGCCAGAUACCUCAUCAGUGAGUCAGUGCCCUGUCUAUGGCGUCCUUGCGCGGUGGAUUCGAUCGUCUCGUAAAGUGGAAGACCUCAAAACAAUACACGCAAGGGCUUUCAAGUGUUUAAGAUACCACAUGGUGUACGUAGAUAAUAAUUUGAUCAGUAAGUAUAUAAGAUUUGGGAAGUUGGCAGAUGCGCGAAAGGUGUUUGACAAAAUGUCGAAGCCAAAUAUUGUUAGUUGGACCGCAAUUAUUAAUGGGUAUUUGAGUUUGGGGUCUGACGAUGAAGCUUUUUGGUUGUUUAAUGCUUUUUUGAUGAGUGGAGUACGUGCCAACGGCAGGAUGUAUGUCUGUUUAUUGAAUAUGUGUGGAAAGAGAGUGGAUUAUGAGUUAGGGAAACAAAUUCAUGCAUGUGCUAUAAAGGGUGAUUGGAGGAACUUGAUUGUAGAUAGUGCUGUUGUUUGCUUCUAUGUGCAGUGUGGAAAGCUGACUAAUGCAUUUUGUGCGUUUGAUCAAAUGACAGAAAGAGAUGUGGUGUGUUGGACGGCUAUUAUCACUGCUUGUUCUCAGCAAGGGCAAGGGGAAAAGGCUUUUGCGAUGUUUUCACAAAUGAUAAGCGAUGGUUUUUCUCCUAAUGAGUUUACAGCAUGUAGUGUUCUGAAGGCUUGUGGAGAGGAGAAGUCAUUGAGAUUCGGGAGACAGUUACAUGGUGCAAUCAUGAAGAAUGUAUACAAAAAUGAUGUUUUUAUUGGAACUUCCCUUGUUGAUAUGUAUGCGAAGUGUGGAGAGAUAUCGGACUCAAGGAAAGUGUUUGACAGAAUGCUGAGUAAAAAUAUGGUCACAUGGACUUCAAUUAUAGGAGGGUAUGCCCGUGAGGGUCUUGGUGAGGAAGCGAUUAGUCUCUUUCAAGUGAUGAAGAGACGGAGGCUUGUUGCUAACAACUUGACCGUAGUAAGCAUUCUUAGGGCCUGUGGCUCAAUUGGGGCCUUACAAACAGGGAGAGAAGUUCAUGCACAAAUAGUCAAGAAUUCAUUACAAUCCAAUGUAUAUUUGGGAAGUACUCUUGUGUGGUUCUACUGUAAAUGUGGUGAGUCGCUUGUUGCCUCGAAGGUCCUCCAUCAAAUCCCUAGUAGAGAUGUUAUCUCAUGGACUGCCAUAAUUUCUGGUCAUACAGGUUUUGGGCAUGAACCUGAGGCUCUUGAGUUCUUGAAAGAGAUGAUGGAGGAAGGCGUAGAGCCAAACUCAUUUACUUAUUCAUCAGCUUUGAAAGCAUGCGCCAAUCUGGAAGCUGUUAAGCAUGGCCAAUUGAUUCACUCUUUAGCAAACAAGAUGCCCGAGUUGUCUAACGUGUUUGUAGGUAGUGCUCUCAUACAAAUGUAUGCCAAAUGUGGAUAUUUAUCAGAUGCAAUCCAAGUUUUUGACAGUAUGGAAGAUAGGAAUUCGGUGUCUUGGAAGUCCAUGAUUAUGGGUUAUGCACGGAAUGGGAACUGUGGAGAGGCUUUGAAGCUCAUUUACCAGAUGCAAGCAGAAGGUUUUGAGGUAGAUGAUUAUGUACUUUCAAAAGUCAUUACAUCAGGUGGAGAUCUUAACCGAGAAACGAAGCCUUCGUCUAACUACUACUUGCAGUCUAGCUAAUCAUCGACCUGAGCAGAGUUAGCAAAGCCCUUUAUGGCGAUAAAAGUUUAUACAGCGCGACUUUAGGUUGGAUUCCUGGUGGUGAAAGUAAGAGAAGGAGAAGUUGAAGUCAAGUGCUCUUUAUUUGGAAGGGUCUUUGGGAAUACUGAACUUCAUAUGAUUACAUUCAGUGUGAUAGACGUGAAGAUGAUGCGACCAAGUUCUCAGACUUCUCCCAAAGAGAACGACGAGAGAAAGAGAGAGAGCGGAAAAAGAAGAAGGGUUUCGUUGCAUUUGUCUGGUGAAUGCACAUUGUUAUUAGCAAUCAUCACAAAACCGUACAUAAUCUAAUGCACCAGACAUAGGUGCUGCUGAGGAUGAAUGUGUAACAUACCUUCUUUUUUUUAUAAGUAUGUGUAAUCAUACCUAAAUAGCAUAAUUAAAGGUAGGGGUGUCAAUUGUCGGUUUUUUACAAUAUUUUC
Molecule: messenger RNA, 2419 nt
Organism: Tripterygium wilfordii
Lineage: Eukaryota; Viridiplantae; Streptophyta; Magnoliopsida; Celastrales; Celastraceae
Product: pentatricopeptide repeat-containing protein At4g18520, chloroplastic
Exons: 2
Coding region: 96-1958 (620 amino acids)
Biological process (GO): RNA modification
Molecular function (GO): RNA binding; protein binding
Source: RefSeq, a predicted model, not a curated record